Molecule: messenger RNA, 1390 nt
Organism: Arachis stenosperma
Lineage: Eukaryota; Viridiplantae; Streptophyta; Magnoliopsida; Fabales; Fabaceae
Exons: 1
Coding region: 75-473 (132 amino acids)
Source: RefSeq, a predicted model, not a curated record
CGCCUAGCUAGUUUGUAACAUUAGUACUACCAAUUAUAUAUCAUAAUAAUUAAGAGUAAGAUCAAUAAUUCAAGAUGUUGGAUCAUCCUCAUCAGGCUAUGAUGAGAUAUAAUUACAAUAACCCCCCAUCAUUUCCUCAUCAGCCAGAAGCAACAGCUAACAACGGUUGUUAUGCUGAUUAUGGUGGUAAUGGUUAUGGCUACGGCUACGGUCGUGGUCAUGACCAUAGUGGUUCUUUUGGGAUAAGUGGAUUCAACAACAAUGGCUACGGCAACCAAAAUUUCUCUGGUGCGACGGUUAACAGUGGAUAUUAUUCCGCUGAUCGAAACAGGUACUACACUACAAACAACCACGAUUCCCCUAUUUUUAACAAUAGUGGCAGUUUCCAUGGCAGUGGCAAUGGAAGCUAUUAUGGAGGUGGUUUUGACGCAAGGAACUACUACGGUAGGAGUGGCUAUGGUCCAAGGUUUUGAUCUAUAUAUGAUGCAUGUGUAAUAUAUUAAGGGUUUGUGGGUUUAAGAAAAUAUUUUUAUUUUUUAAAUUCUGUAAAAAAAAAAAUAGAUGGUAAAAACAAUAAAAUGAAAUUGAAUUUAUUGUUUUUACUUUUUAUUUUUAUUUUUUUUAUAGAAUUUUAAAAAUAUAAAAUAUUUAAAAUAAAAAUAAAAAACCAAAGACACCAUAAUAUAAAUAUAGUGUGUUUUAUAUUAUGCUAAUAGGAUAAAGUAUACUUUUUAUCUCUAAAGUUUGACAAAAAUUUUAAAAACACUUUUAAAUUUUAUUUUGUUUUAAUUUUGUCUCAAAAGUUUUCGAUUUGUAUUAAAUAUAUUCUUGAUGGCUAAUUUUUCAAAAAAUUUAAAACCAAUUCAACAAUAAUUUCAUAAAAACAACUCUCAAUACAAGCAAAUGAAAUAUUAUUUUCAUGCAUUAUUGUUAGAUUGGUCUUCAAUUCUUUUAAAAUUUAGUUAUCAAAGCUAUAUUUGAUACAAAUAAAAAAUUUUUGAGAUAAAAUUAAAAUAAAAUAAAAUUUAAAAAUAUUUUUAAAAUUUUUGUCAAACUUUAGAAACAAAAAGUAUCUUUAUCCAUGCUAAUAUAAUUAAAAUAACGGAUCAAGUUUGUCCACUGGUGUGUACUUUGCAUCUUCCUUUUGUUUUAACAAUUGAUAUAUAUGUAAGUAUGAAUUUAAUUAGGAUAAUCAAUUUGGUUCAAGUCCGGAUAAUUUAGAAUAAUUACAAUAAUAAAGCUCUGCUAAUAUUAAUCUGAACUUGCAAUAUGUUUGGAUUGAAUUAAUUAUUUAAACCGAAUGGACAAUCAAAGUAUCAAACUAAUUAAGUUGGCAAAAGAUUGGAUGGUUUUAAAAAUGUUUGAAGUAUUAAAUGGUCUCAAUAACAAA